This is a messenger RNA of Aspergillus chevalieri, 1398 nucleotides long. Its product is annotated as CENP-N/CHL4 family protein. Gene Ontology annotation, biological process: CENP-A containing chromatin assembly; chromosome segregation. Lineage: Eukaryota; Fungi; Ascomycota; Eurotiomycetes; Eurotiales; Aspergillaceae. The record is from RefSeq and is a predicted model, not a curated record. The transcript has a single exon. The coding region runs from base 1 to 1398 and encodes 465 amino acids.
AUGGCGCGUCCAAAAUCCAUCCGCGCUCCCACCACAGCCAGCCUCCCCAGCACCCUCCGCAUCCCCUCAACCAGCCCAUCAGUAUCCAAGUCAUUCAACAAACUCUCCCGCCAAGCUCUCCUCGACCUCGUCUUCCAAUGGCUGGACGAUAACAACGUAAACACCUUCCCGCCAUAUCUCGAGCGCGACCAGAUCGAAAAUACCGACCCGGACGAUGAAGAGACCAGCCCGUACCCGGCCGAGCAGACGAUCGACGACAUCCGCAAUGCAUACCAAGACCUGCAGGACCGGAAAGGUGGGAAACGUGAGGUAAUUGAUCGUGUGCUUGAGGGCGAUUGGAGACAUGGGAUUACGUUACGGCAAUUGGCAAUGGUGGAUAUUUGCUACAUGGAGGAUCAUCCCGCUAGUUUGCGAUGGGCGGCGUUGGAACUUGCUCGUUUCGACGAGGUGGAGGAUACGCAAACGAGUGAUCUAUCAGCCUGUCUCCCGCGUGUGCAUGCGUCGACUUUCCUGAAGAACCUGCAGCAAUUAAUCGCGCCACUUGUGAAAGCGCAUUACCACCUCGCGCGAUCCGCUUCGUUACCUCUCACAUUCCUGCGCAUUCUAGUCACCAAUUCGCCCUACCAGCAUCCGCGCCAACUACCCGAAACCCUCAUGGAUUCCUCGAGGGUAAUUUAUAUCGCUUUCCCAGAUAGUUGUCCAUUUAUAUACACGUCCAUUUCAUCAACCGGUUCCAAAACCAGCACUUCCGCGACCACCGCCGUCGGAACAGAUACCAGAAGUCUACAGCGCAUUGUCCGAGACGCUAUCCCCAAAGCACUCUCCCGUCCUCAAGAGCGAUAUACUCUGAAAGCGACAUCUCUUUCGGCAAAGAGCCUCCAGGCCCUACUAUCCCUCCGAGGCCCGAGCCGUUCAAACGCAGCAAACGGCGCAUUCAGCAUUUUCGCCGAUGCGGUCGUCGAAGGAAGCCCAUUGGACCCACGACCAGCCAAUACAGUCUCGCCGGAGGAAUACAUGAACCGCAGUGAUGAGAAAGAAAGCAAACGAACCGAAGAUGAAGAUACCAAAAAUACCGACACCCAUGCGCCCAAGAAGCGCAAGCUUGCCGUUCAUUCCCGCUUCGGUACCUCUGGCUCCCGCUCAUCGGCACCCCUGGACCGUUUUGAUAUUCGGUUACUCGAUUCCCCGAAUGGCCGCGAUGAUCAAGAACCCUCUGAAGAUUCUCAGCCAACUCUGUCACUCAGUUUCGCCGGCAACGAUGUUAUAUCAGGGAUUCGCAAACUCGCGGAACUAGGCAUCGUCGAUGCAGAGCGUAUGCCGUCUUGGAUGACCGGUGAAGAAGGGGUUAGUGUUGCUGUUGUCCAUCAGGGGAGACGGGUAGCGAAAGAUAGUGGAUGA